AUGUCGAAUUUCUCGGCGGCGCUGCGACUAACGGACCUGAACGACUUUAUCGCACCAUCGCAGGCAUGCGUCGUCACCGCACAGGGGCAGCGCGUGGGUGGGGGAGAGGGUGUGGGCGCAGCGGGGGAGGUGCAGCUGCGGGGAGCGGGCGGAGGGGGAUUUGAGCAGACGAGACAAGGGCGCGAGGGCGAGGCGGUGAAGGUCACUCUGCACGACUGCCUCGCGUGCAGUGGGUGCGUGACGACGGCGGAGACGGUGAUGCUGGAGCAGCAGAGCGCGCACCACAUGCUGCACCACCUGCCACCGCCAGGCUCCCACGCGGACAGCGCAAGGCAAACAGGGCAGGGGGGUGAGGGGCGCAAGGUGGUGGUGGUGUCGCUGUCGCCGCAGUCACGGGCGGCACUGGCGGCCCACUAUCAGAUCACGCCCCUGCAGGCCUUCCGCAAGCUGACGUCGUUCCUGCAUGCACUGGGCGUGGCAGCGGUGUUUGACACGAGUGCAUCGAGGGACGUGGCGCUCAUCGAGGCCUGCCAUGAGUUCGUCUGCGCCUUCCGCCGCCACGCUGCUGCCCAUGCCACCACCGCCCUUGCCUCUGCCCCUGCGGGCACCAUGAACGGGUCUGUCAGUGGCCUGGCCGCUAUGCCACAUGCAUUGUCCGAUCACCGUGCAGCCACAGGAGCAACACCAUUAGCACCAUCUGACAUGGUACCAGCUGCAGGUUCAGCAGCAGCAACAGAAGCAGCAGCAGCAGCAGAAGCAGCAGCAGCACGAGAGAGCAGUGCGGAGGCAGCACAAGAGUCUGGCCAGUCCGCCCCUCCCAAUGCCACACCGCCGCCCAUCCCCACUGACUCGCUGCCGCACCUGCCUGUGCUCGCCUCUGCUUGCCCUGGGUGGGUGUGCUACGCGGAGAAGGCCCACGGGGAGUACAUCCUGCCGCACAUGAGCCGUGUGAAGAGUGCCCAGCAGACCAUGGGCGCGCUGCUCAAACGCUUCUACGCCUCCCGGCUCAACACCACUGCAGAGCAGCUGUACCACGUGGCAGUGAUGCCCUGCUACGACAAGAAGCUUGAGGCCGCCAGGGACGACUUCCUGCUGCCUGGGGGGGCGCAGGCGAGUGCGCAGGACGGGGGAGAGAAUACUCGAGAUGCAGAGGGCGAUGAGGAGCGGUUGACAGAGGUGGACUGUGUGCUGACGUCAGGGGAGAUCUUCGCACUGCUGCAGGAACAACGAGUGGACUUCAUGGCUCUGGAAGAGCAUCCUCUCGACUCCAUGCUCACCAACGUGGACGCCAGCGGGCAUCUCUAUGGCGUGGCGGGCGGGUCAGGCGGGUACGCGGAGGCUGUGCUGCGCUAUGCAGCGCUGGAGCUGUUUGGUGUGCACGUGCCCUUGGGCCCACUGGAGUGGCAGGCGGUGCGCAACGCGGACAUGCGCGAGUGCAGUGUGGCGGUGGACGGGCAGCCCGUGCUGCGCGUGGCAUGUGCGUACGGCUUCCGCAACAUUCAGAACGUGCUGCGCCGCGCCAAGCAGGGCCGCUGCCCAUACCACUACGUGGAGGUCAUGGCCUGCCCCGGAGGGUGUCUGAAUGGAGGGGGCCAGCGUCCACCGGAGCAGCGCAAGGCGCAGCCAACGAGGAGCUACCUUCAGGACCUGGAGGCUCAUUACCUGGCCCAGGUGGAAACGCGCAGCCCAUUCGCCAAUCCGCUAGCCCAGCAGAUCUACUCGCAGUUCCUGGGCUCGCCUCUCUCCCCCUCCGCACAAGCUGUGCUGCACACCUCCUUCCAUGCUCGCCCCAAAACGCUUGCUCUCUCUGCACCUACACUUGCUGCUAGCUGGUAG
This is a messenger RNA of Closterium sp. NIES-65, 1836 nucleotides long. The record is from the annotation of a GenBank genome assembly. Lineage: Eukaryota; Viridiplantae; Streptophyta; Zygnematophyceae; Desmidiales; Closteriaceae.